Trichomonas vaginalis G3 is the source of this 1587-nucleotide messenger RNA. Its product is annotated as peptidyl-arginine methylation, to symmetrical-dimethyl arginine. The record is from RefSeq and is a predicted model, not a curated record. The transcript has a single exon. The coding region runs from base 1 to 1587 and encodes 528 amino acids. NCBI's taxonomy places the organism in Eukaryota, Parabasalia, Trichomonadida, Trichomonadidae. Gene Ontology annotation, biological process: regulation of DNA-templated transcription. Gene Ontology annotation, cellular component: nucleus; cytosol.
AUGGUUGCACAAAUUGGAAUCAAAUUUCGUUCAGUGGAAGAAUAUGCAAAAUUGCGUGCAUCUUUACUCAAAAAUGUAAACUUUUAUUCAUGCAUCCCGUUUUCUUCUCUUAACAACAGUCUUUACUCAUCUGUUUUAUUCAAAGAUGAGUUUUUACCCGAAAAACUAGCAGUACUAAUGGAUAUAUCGGAAAUAAAUGACGAUAAUGUUGAAAUUAUCCAGUAUUUGUCCCUUAAAAUCAUUCUUUUUACUGCGGAACCAUCCAAUAACUUCGAAACAGCAAUUAAAAUCCUUGAAUUUACAUCCAAAGUUCCUAACUUACUGUUUAUAUAUCUAUGUGAAGAACCUCAACAUUUCAUAGACUUACACAUUUUAUGCAAUUACUCACCAAAGCUUUCAUGCGCAAUUAACUUCCCAUUAGAAGUAUCAAAAUACAAUAUUAUUAAGACAUUAAACAUUAGUAAUGUAUUUCUUCAAGAAUCUCAUUUCAAUCAAAAUAAUAUUCAAGAAAAAUACGUUUCAAUCUUAGAAGAACUUACAGAAAGAGAGAUACCAGCGUUUAUUAGUACUGAUUUAUCCAACUUUGAGACAAAAAUUGCUAAUCUUUAUUCAAAAUUUGAUAAAAUUUCUCAAAAAACUUACAAAUACACACUAUCUAAUCCAUUACAACCAUUAGCGAACCAACUGACAUCAUCAACGUACCAAGUAUUUGAAUCAGAUCAUACAAAAUAUGAUUCAUAUCAAAUGGCCAUCGAAAAAGCCAUUAAAACCAAAGGUGAAAAAGCGAUUGCUGCCGUUGUUGGAGCAGGAAGAGGUCCUCUGGUAGACAGAGCGCUCAAAGCAGGUGCAACUAACAUCUAUGUAAUUGAGAAGAAUCAUGCAGCAUCAGUUCUUUUGAGACAAAGACUGAAAAAAGAUUGGCCAUCAACAGUUUCAGUUUUUGAAGGCGACAUGAGGGAGAUUGAGCUCCCUGAGAAGGUAGAUAUCCUUGUAUCAGAACUUUUAGGAGGUAUUGGCGAUAACGAAUUAUCUCCUGAAUGUUUGUUCGGAUGCAAUCAAUUCUUAAAUGAAGGAGCAAUUUCUAUUCCAACAAAUUACACUUCAUUUUUGUGUCCAAUUUCUAGCCAUCAUUUAUGGUCUAUGGCGAAUUCUGGCGACUUAGAUACAAUGUACGUUGUGACCAUGAAUUCAGCUAUUUUAGCUUCUGAAGAAAAAGAACUUUUCUCAUUUACUCAUCCAUCAAAAGAUUGUUCGAAUUUUUACACUGAAAAGGUUUUGAAUUUUCAGGUAAAUGAUGAUUUAACAAUCCAUGGAUUCGCUGGAUGGUUCACUUGCCAACUAUAUCAAGAUGUAAAUAUAUCAAACAGCCCAUAUAAUCCAAAGAAAGAAGUAGAAAGUUGGUUCCAGAUUUUCAUUCCAAUAAAGAAGCCAAUUUUUGUAAAGAAAGGCGAUUCAAUUAAAUUAUGGUUUAGUAGAAGAACAGAUGAAUCAAGAGUUUGGUACGAAUGGUCAGUUCUUGAACCAGAACUAAUGCCAAUUCAGAACUCUCUCGGUCGCUCCUAUUCAAUCGGCCUUUCUGCUCACUAA